Messenger RNA from Polyodon spathula (Mississippi paddlefish), 574 nucleotides. RefSeq names its product late endosomal/lysosomal adaptor, MAPK and MTOR activator 4 (gene lamtor4). Gene Ontology annotation, molecular function: guanyl-nucleotide exchange factor activity. The record is from RefSeq and is a predicted model, not a curated record. The coding region runs from base 93 to 407 and encodes 104 amino acids. The transcript has 4 exons. Gene Ontology annotation, cellular component: lysosome; Ragulator complex. Lineage: Eukaryota; Metazoa; Chordata; Actinopteri; Acipenseriformes; Polyodontidae. Gene Ontology annotation, biological process: positive regulation of TOR signaling; cellular response to amino acid stimulus.
GGUUAUCUGUGAACUCGGCAGCUGUGAGGGUUUUGAUACGGGCUACAAUGUUAUAUACUGUCGCAAUAAUCCGACAGUGAAGUAAAACAGCGAUGCCUUUUCAAACCAAGGCGUCCGCUCUCACGCAGGGUCUGGAGAGGAUCCCUGAUCAGAUUGGUUACCUGGUGAUCAGCGAGGACGGGGUGCUGGCGUCCGCAGGGGAGCUGGAGAACGACGAGCAAGCUGCGGGGCUGAUCAUGCAGAUGGUGCAGACGGCCUGUCGGUUCAGACUGCAUGAUGGGGCCGAGCCACCCUUCAAACGCCUGUCAGUGGUGUUCGAGGAUCAUGCCUACAUGGUGACCGUAUCCGGGCAGAAAGUGUUUGUGGUGAAGCGUCAGAACAACCAGCGUGACCCGGUCAUCGCCUAGGAGACAAGGAGGACAGCCAAUCGCAGCGUGGGGGCCUUGCCUGGGAACACGCUUGCUCACUCCCUCAUUGGGCUGUUUGUGGGUGGGGUUUACUAAUUCACCUGAAACAGAAGCAUUGUAAAGUAUCUGCAUUUUCUGUUGUAAUAAAUCUAUAACAGUAAUAAUAA